Symbiodinium natans is the source of this 7579-nucleotide messenger RNA. Lineage: Eukaryota; Dinophyceae; Suessiales; Symbiodiniaceae. The record is from the annotation of a GenBank genome assembly.
AUGUCCUUUGAUGGUAAUGCUCCAGGUGAGGACGCCGCUCCCCGGGAGGGUGAGCUCCCGUUGACCACAACCGCACUAAGGCUACACGACCACAGGCUCUUUCAGAAGGGUGCAGUUUCCGAGGCCGGUAUCACUACCGGUGCCUCGAGCCGUCAGACUGCGUCCGCGCCUUGGCAGGUUGUGUCCCCUAGUGCUAGACAACCACCGGCCAGCCUUCCGAUAGCAGCCGGAGGAAGCUCAUCCCAAGAUAUUAGUCCGUCAGCCCAGAGUCUUUUCCAACCGACCUCCUCGACUAUGAACAGUUUGACAAUCGGCGAUCAGCGAAUCCUGCAGAAUCAAGCAAACAUUAGCAAUGUGUUUGUUCAGAACGACAGGUCGCCGUUACUCGAGCAAAUAGCUGAACAUCGCCACAAUCAGAUCAUUGGUCAGAUCGCAAACAAUUUUCAGGAGCAACUCCAAGCAAUGGGUAUGAAUGUCAUGUCGGGAGUGUCACAACUCAGAGUUGAACUUGCUCAGGCCGAAACCAGAUUAGGUAGUGAGGAGACACAGGCCAGACAGAGAUUGGCAACAGGUCAGUCACAGCUUGACUCGCAGGCCAAUGAGAUCAACGUGGCACGAGGUGAAGCUCAAGCUUUGGCCCAAAGACUAAGCGCUGCUGAGAGCCACGCUGACGCUACCUACGCUAGGUUGCAUGAUCAACUUCACCAAGCGGAAGCUAAGGCCGUCAGCAACGCGGAUCUCCUCAAUGCUGAAAUGGACAGUGCCCGUGUCGCCGCUGCUCAGGCAACACAUGCAGUUCAGGCGACAUCUGAGAUUGAGAUUUCACGCUUGACUGCUGAAGUUAGGGAUUUCAGGGUGAUGAUGAGUCACGAGUCAGAGAAGAGAAAGAUGGCUGAAAAGGAGAAUGCUGAACUGAAAUCGCAGCUAAACCAGGCCAUCGCGGCUCUGCAGGCUCAUGCAAGCGCAACGGGGUCCGCCCCAUCUGCGCCACCGGGUCUGAUCCCUACCUAUCCCAUCAAUACUCCGCCUCAGGACGCCAAAGGGUCAAGGCCCCGACGCCACCCUGACGGGGGAGGCCCUGAUGGAGAUGAUGACGGCAGCGAUGAUGAUGACUCGAGCAGCAGUCAUAAAAAGAAAAAGAGCAAGAAGAAAGACAAGAAAAGCAAGAAGAGGGAUUCCAGUUCCUCUUCUGAUCUCUCGCCCAAGCAGCUCAAGGCAAUCAUCAAGCAACUUGCCAAAGGAAAGACUAACGAGAAGGAGGAAGUUGAUGAGGAUGUAAACAAGACCAAAUCCAAGGAGGCCGAGAAGAUCCUGUUCCCCAAGUUCCCGACACCUGAACAGUACAGGAACUGGCGAAUUAGAGUUCGUGAAGCUGUAGUUGCAGCGUCCAAUAAGCCGGAUGAAGCUUUUGAAUGGCUUUCGAAGGUAUGGGACAAGGACUCUAAGGAAGAAGAGUUGAGGGACACAGGUGGCUUCUCUACUCUCGAUGCCAAGGUCUUGUCGGCAGUGACAAAUGUCCUUGAAGGUGACUUCGCGCGCCAAAUGGACACCCUCAAGGAGAGGGAGGCUCACGCCGGGAGGAACUGGGAUACGGUGCUUUCAGGCAUUCAGACCACCCCUGAAGACAAGGUUCUCGAACCGCUCUUUCAUAGGCAGGUAAAGAAAUGCAAAGCACUUCAGCACGAUAUUGCCAUCUAUGAAAGGGCUGCCGAAGGCUCCAGUGAAAGAUCGUUUAAAUUUCUCUACGACGCCGCCAAUAGCCACUUGAAUCGAAAAAGGCUCGAGAGGAACCGGGAGCGGAUUGCCAAGCAAACUGGAGCUCCUGCUGUUCCUACUGCGCCUGCACCCAAGAAAGUACCCAAAGGGUUUUGCAUCUCUUUUGUCAAGAACGGCAGUUGCAAGAAUGGUGGCAGUUGUAAAUACAAGCACCAGACGCCCAGCGGACGUGGCAGAUCGCAGUCACCCGGCGGAGGCCGAGGGAGAAGUCCUUCAAGACCCAACUCCCCGUCAGGAAAGCCUCGAGUGUGCAAGUUCUACAAACAAGGUCGUUGCGACCGUGGAGAGAAUUGCAAAUUCAUGCACACCGGAAAGCCAGGUGCCGCUGCUACACCCGACGGAAGUCAGAAGGGAUCUGCGCGCCCUGACAAGGGCAAGGACAAGAAGAAGAAGGAACGCAAGGGCUCCAGGGCUAGCUCCAAGGGUUCUAAGGGAAGCAAGGGUUCGAAAGGAUCACAUGGCUCCGGGAACUCGAAGGGCUCAGCUCGAAGGAGGAGUGGCGGACCUUCUCUCCCUGCAGCAGUUUGCCUUCUAGGAGCAAUGAUGGCCGGCACGGCUUCCCAAGCCGACGCUUUUACUCUCCGGAAGGAUGAGUCGUACUGGCCCCCUCAGUGUUCCACUGACAUGCGUUUGGCGCUACCAGCAGUGUCUUUUGACAACAGCCCAAUGUACAUCAACUUCCCACUCAGAGAUGGAGAGCUUAAGUUCCCUGUUGAGAAUCCUCAGCGCAGGUAUGACAAGAAGUGGUCUGUUGACUACAUUCCCAAGCCAGACAAUCAAUCCACCAGAGAUGCACUUAUGGCCGCUCGCAUGUUGAGAGCUACGGUCAAAGACAGUCUGGAGGUUCAACUAUCAUCAGAAUCGCCACCCAUCGAAUGGAUUGGUGACACAGGGAGUGCUCAGGAUCUCAUCUCAGAGCGGGAGCUUGUGAAUCUGCAUCCGUACGAAUCGGACUGCCCAAUCAACAUUUGCACUGCGAAUGGACCGAGUUACGCAGGUGACAAGGUUUUCCUUGAUGUGAAGGAUAACGUUCCGUACUUGAAGUCUUGGAAGGAGGGUAUCGCUUGUCCUGCCCAUUCAAGACACGAGUCUACUCGGAUCGAUACGGAUGAUGCUGUUGAGACCAUCACCAACCCAGAACAGAUUGCCGCGCAACUUAUCCAGGAGCAGGAUUUCUCCCAUCAGGCAUGCUUGCGAUUGCUGAAGGACUCAAACUUUAAGCAAUCUAGGUUCAACAGGAAAGCCAUCAAACCGAAGGACAGUAAGGACUCGAAGUACAUGAUUUUCGGGGCUUUUUCACAUGGGGGGAUGCAAGGGAUAACCAAUCGCACUCAUUCCUACCCCAAGGUGAUUAAGUACCUUCUGUCCUAUCUUAAACAUCAUGGAGCGGAUGGCCCAAUAACAUCGAUUGCUGUCAAUCAGAACUCAGGCGUUAAAAUGCACAAGGAUGUCAACAAUCACCGUGAACACCUCAACUACACCAUUGCAAUCGGCGAUUUCACCGGAGGCGAAUUGUGGAUUCACGAUGACACCAUCCGGAAGGAUGAGCCAGGUUGCAUCAACAAGAUCGCCCCCACUGGUGCCAAACUGGGAGGUCGUUUGCACAGGUCGAAGUCAAAGAUCAUUUCCUUCGAUCCAAAGACUUUCCAUUGCGUCACUCCCUGGAAGGGCGAGCGUUGGAGCAUCACGGGAUACGUCAAUCGCGCUGUGCACAGGCUGGAUUCGCAUCAGCUAGAGAAGCUUAAGUCACUGGGGUUCUUGCUGCCGAAACAGAAGAACUUCCCUCCAGCAGUGCCUGCGGAAAUCGAUGAGGAGAUGACUCUUUACGAGUUAGCUACUAUGGAUCCUCCAGCUCCGGCCCCAGAACCGAAAAGCAAGCCUAAAGUGAAGUUGAAAAAGAAGCCUGAGGAACCCUCAGACAAGAAGAAGAUUGCCAAAGAAGCCUCCAAAGCCGAACCACCUUCGGAUGAACCAGAUUGGUCAAAAGUCGAGGGGUUAUUGAAAGAAGCUGUUGCCCCCAUCCCUUCAUCUCCGGAUGAAGAGUUCCUUGAUGAAACGGAACUGAUCAGGUACGAACGUGUGCAACAAGGUCUCGCUGCCGAUGCCCUCGAGCGACCAGCGACGGAGUCACUCCACAAUCAGGAGAAGGCCAUUGAUGAUGAGGCUCGAGAGCAAGCUUUGAGAGAUCUCGAGGCCCAAGCUUCUCUUGACGUUGAAUGGGAAAAGUUGAUGAAGAAGAAAGCCUGGGACAUGUCAUCUGUUCGUGAAUGGGAAGAAGUCUCUAAAGAGGCAGCCAAAAGAGGAAAGAAGGCCCACGUUGGCAAAAUCUUUGAAAUCUGCGUGGAAAAGGGCAGUGAGCUUCCUAAAGGGAAUCCCUUACGGAAGUUCAAGGGUAGGACCGUCUUUCAGGGCAACAAUGUGAAGGACGAGAACAAUGACACCGCUCUCUUUAGUGAGCUGGGCUCUAGUCCCGCCACCAUGGAAGCGGGUAAGGUUCUCGACGCCUAUGGCCAUGCCCCCGGCCACGAUGUGGAACAGGGGGAUGGUAAACAGGCGUACACGCAAACGACUCUGAAAGGCGCUGACACUUGGGUCAGGCUCCCACGUGAGCGUUGGCCUAAGGAGUGGGUCGGCAAGUUUAGGGACCCCGUCGUCCGCCUCAGAUUGGCUCUUUACGGGCACCCAGACAGCGGGGGCUUCUGGGAGCAACAUUGCGAAAAGCGCUUGCGGGAGGUUGGUUUUGAGCUCGUGUUUCCCGCUGCAUGGCCAUCUGUCUUUUAUCAUCCCACAUUGAAGCUUUUAUUAGCCGUGUAUGUAGAUGAUUUCAAGAUGGCCGGGCCAAAAGAGAACCUAGCCAAAGGCGCUUCCGACUUCCAGUAUUUUGCGAAGAACAAUCCAGAAGUGGAGAGCCUAAUCUACUCAAUGAAGUGGGGGUAUCACCUCGACCAGCUCAUCGAUGAGGCGCUCAAGCACCUUAACGAGGCGAGGGAUCACCACCCGGAAGGGGCGGCUACCCACAUCAUUUUUGGAUGGUCGGGAAACGAUGUAUGGGGCCAACACGGCUAUCAUGGCUACACUUGGCAUCUUCAGAGCAAGUUCACAAAGCGAACAGCCGAGGAGCUCGAGCAGAUUGACACUUGGCCUGCAAAGCAGAAGCUUCGUGUUGAUCGGGCGUGUGAGAGAGCGUGCAAGCUCCUCCACCGGACUGACGUCUCGGGUGUGUCUUUCUUGAUGGGCAGCCAUCACUCCUGUUUCUUCCCGGUCGGGGAGCUCUAUGACAGGUGCAUGAAGAAUCACGCCCGAGAUCUGAUGAGCGGAGGAUGCACCAUCAUUGACCCUGUGGAGCUCUAUGAGCAGACCAGCAGGCCUGAUGGCUUCCACGCUGACGCGUCGGAUCAAAAUCUGCAGAGCACCCUUAGGUGGCACGCGGCGAUGCUCCGCGGCAUACUCACAGAUUACCGCCUUCUCGCUGUUGAGCAGCAACUCAUCGCAAAUCAAAGAGAAGCCGUUUUUCAUGCACACUUUGUGUUGAACAAGCCCGAACCGUUCCUCACCGUGCCCCCUGCGUCCGGUAGAAUCCUUUCCAAGAUUGUCGAUUCACCGGACCCACCUCUGGCGAGGGAGGCAGAAGAGGAGAUUGUGUUGGCCGGUCCACUCCUGGCGGAGGCGGAGUACGAAGUUGUCGACGACGACUCGGCUCAGAGCUGCAAUCCGCAGCCCAUCACUGAGUUAGACUUUGCCAGGAAUGACACCAGGCCUGGCGCAGGUUGCGUCCUCGCGAUUGAAGACAGCGACCCGAUCAACGUGGUUGCUGAGGAACACCUCGUCAUGGCCAACCAAGCGGCAGAGGGCAUCACGCAGGAAGAACUCACCGCGGUCGCGGCUGAAGAGGAAAUUACCCUCCUCAGUCAAUUCGUGGAGCAGGAUGAUGAUCCAUAUGAGAAUGCCGACACCUACUCCUUGAAGAGAGCUGAAGUGGUCGCGCCUCCUUCUCCCGUGGUCGUCAUCAGUGACCCCGACGCCCCUCAGCCGAGCGAGGCCGUUUCUCAGGCACCCCUUGUCCCCAAGGCAAAGCCGAGGCCUCCCACGCUGCCGCGUUGGGUUACUGCCGAUCAGCUCCCCGAUCUGCCGGAUGAUUACCGUUUCCUCACGGAGAACGCCCGGGUCUGCUUGUCGAAGAAGAUGUCCUUCCUUGCCCGGGGAUUCGCCAAUCGGCGAGCGCCAGAAAUGGCGGUACACAUCUCAGCCAGGGACAAUUCUAUUGAAUGGUCCGAAUUUUUCGAGAGGUUGGGAAUGAUGUGGAGAGGCCUCCGUGUGGAGCACGUGGUGAACGCCCUUCCUGCUUGGGGAAACCCAGGGGGGAUCGUCGUCUACGACUACGACCACGUGUUGUGGUAUCUCAGAGGUACGACUGUAGCGAACAUCGUUUGUCUUUCCUCAACUUUUGACGCCUCUUACGUCCUUCAGGGGGGCGGGUCCAAGGGGUGGGAGAGGCGGCUCACGGCCCGAGCAGAUGUCAUCGCACACUCGCUGACCCCAAAGCAGGCGUCACUCAUCCUUUCGGCCAUGGCGCGUGCGCGGCAGCAGCAGGAGGGUUUCCUCCGCCGAUUCACCAUCAAGUUCGCGCCUUCCCUGGUCUCCGGGGCUGAACUCAUGGAUCUCUGCGGCAUCAUCAGCAGCCUGAGCCAGCUGGAUUCUUACCAGGAGGAGCUCUUCAGCCUGGCGUCGCGGCGCCUCGCGGAGUCCUCCCCGCAGCUCGAUGCGAGGCAGCUGGCCCUGGUGGCGAAUGCCUUCGUCCGGUCGGGGCAUGAGGACCGCAGCCUUUUCCGUCGCCUACUGAAGCAGGUUCCGCGGCAGCUCGCCCGCUGCACCGCGAAGGAUGCGGCAAUCCUUCUGAAUGCUUUCUCGCAAGUGCCGGCUUUCCAGCUGAAGGACUGGGAUGAGGAGGCACUCGACGAAGAGCAGAAGGACCUCAAGAAUGCCCUGGAGGCCCUGGCGCUCCGACUCCCUGAGCUGCUUCCAAAGGCUGACCUGCACUCGCUCACCUUGAUCUUGAACGCAUUCGCGCAAAUGCAGUUCGUGCAGAAGGACGCUUUGGACCUCCUGAGCCAGGAGCUGCUCCUCAAUGAGGAGCGCUUCCAGAGGGCCUCGGGGCGCCAGCUGGCCAUGACCCUCAACGCUGUGGCCAGGCUCCAACUCCUGGAGCCCCGACUCCUGGAGUCACUCUCUUCCUGCGUCCGGACGCGCACCCAGGACUUCGACCCCCAAUCCUUCUGCGUGGUGGCCAACGCCGCAGCCAAGCUCCAGUUAGGCGUGGAGACGUUCCAGGUACUGUAUGCGCGGCUCCCGCGGCUUCUGGCCCGGCUCUCUGGAAGACAGCUCGCGAUGAUCUGCCAUGCCUGGGGCAAGGCACACAUCCACAACGACGAUCUGUUUGAGCUCCUCAUGCUGCCCCUCAUCCAUCAGGCGGGCAAGCUCACUGCGCACGAGGUGGCUAUCACCAUCUACGGCUAUGCGCACUUCAGGAAGUCACCGCCAGAGCUCUUCAAGCCUCUGCUUGACCGAUUCGGGGCGCUGCUUCUGGAGGAGGCAGUCAGCGAGGCUGACCUCCUCAUGGCCGCGAACGCGCUGGGGCGCAUCGCCGAGCGCGACGCGCGCGUGGAGUCCGCGCUGCGUAGUCGCCUCUCCGAUUCGAACGCGGCGAGGCACCUGUCUGCUGCUGCACAGGCCACUUUUGGCUUGCAGGACGAAGCUGCUGCGGUUUCCGCCGCGUUUGCUCGCUCGACUUCUCCGACUGACGGAG